UUUUAAAUUACUUGUCUCUUAUUCAUUCACCAUCGCCCCUCUGCUAAAGAACGAUGGAAGAUACAUCAUUGAAAACCUUCAAAAGACGACGAAAAACAGAACAAAUCAACACCGACUGGAUAAACACCCUACCAGACUCACUCCUCUGCCAUAUACUCUCCUUCCUCCCAACCAAAAUCACCGUCACAACAAUCCCUCUCGUCUCUCGCCGUUGGCGCCAUCUUUGGGAGAAUCUCCAAGUCUUCGAUUUCUAUCUCAAAUACAACAAACACACCAUCAACAACAACGACUUCAGAAAAUUUGCAGCUUUUGUUAACUCUGUGCUGUCUAUCCGUAGGUCACGUGAUAUUCGAAAGAUGCGUCUUUCUUGUGGUCAUUCUGAAGUUGACCCUUUCUUCUCCAACUCUAUUGACUCGUGGAUUCGUAGCGCCACUGGCUCUUGUCUACAGGAACUGGAUAUCACUUUGUUUUACACUGACCGUGAAUAUGUUUUCUCUAUCUUUCUCACCAUUUUAGCUCCUUGCACUAACCUCGUCUCUCUCAGUCUCUGUGGUGAUAUCUACGUGGUAUUGGAACGCUCUUCAGCGUUUUUCUUACCAUCAUUGAAGAAGCUGCAACUAGACAUUGGUUAUGUUGAAAUGAAUUCCAUGGAUAACCUACUCUCAAGCUGUCCCAUCCUCGAGACACUAGAACUUUCCAUUUCUCCUGAUCGUUUGGCCAGACUUCGUGUGCCACCUUCCUUGAAGAGGUUGAAAUUCACCGUUGAGAACAACUUUGGGGCCUACCUUGAGAUAGACGCACCAGGUCUCAAGUAUCUUAGCCUCGUCAAUAUCACAUUUGGCGAUGCUGCCACAGUUGGGAACUUAGACCAAGUGGAAGAAGCAUAUCUUGAUGUAUUUUCCACUCCUGAAAAUGAAUCUGUCGACCCUUUAUUCGAUCUCUUCCGAGCUCUCUCUAGAAUUAAACAUCUAGUGUUGUGUUUAUCAACAACCAAGUGGCUAUUUGCUGCCCCUGUUAUGGAUCUCUCGGAAUUUCGCUAUUUGCUUCAUCUAGAGGUCAUUCUGCCCUCUUUCAGCUUGAGUUUUCUGUUGAGCUUACUUCAUAAAUGUCCUAUGCUUCAAGAUCUCAUAAUUCAGAACGACAAGCGUCUAGCUCCACCAACUUUAUAUGGAUUGGCCGCAAAGACUAAAAAUGUUCCUAAUUGUCUCGUUUCCCACUUGAACUUUAUUCACUUCAAAGGAUAUCAAACAUUUUUGCAUGAGAUGGAAUUUGCUGCCUAUGUUUUACGAAAUGGACUUGUUUUGAAGACGAUGCUUAUUUCUGGUUUAUUGUUGGACAAAAAGGAGAAGUGGGAGAAGUACCUAAUUCUAAAAGAAUUUGCAGAUAUACCAAAGGGCUCUGCCAACUGCCAACUUAAGUUUGAUUGAGUUGUACCUCGUCUCCUUAAGUGUGCUUUCCGGCGUCAGUUCUGGCUACGCUAAAAAGUUGACAUUCGGAGCAUAACAUAUAGUUUGGAUUUUUCAUUUCAGCAAGUUCACAAGCCUCCGGCGGUAGCAACUACUAUGUAAUAUGUUUUUAGUAUGGUCAUAAUUAUAGCCAAUACAGAAAUAUGGCCUAUUAGUACUUGAAAACACUCUUUGCUUUUUUUGUAGAAGCUAAUUUUUACAAGUCUAACUACUGCUAUUAGGUAGAAGCACAUGAUCUUUUGUACUGUUUAAAUCAAACUUUGAUAUUUGAUCGUAUUGAAAAGGCUAAGCUACAUGAUUUAGUAUAA
Messenger RNA from Medicago truncatula (barrel medic), 1774 nucleotides. Its product is annotated as F-box/FBD/LRR-repeat protein At4g26340. The record is from RefSeq and is a predicted model, not a curated record. The coding region runs from base 54 to 1427 and encodes 457 amino acids. The transcript is spliced from 5 exons. Lineage: Eukaryota; Viridiplantae; Streptophyta; Magnoliopsida; Fabales; Fabaceae. Gene Ontology annotation, molecular function: protein binding.